GAUCUGACCCCAGGCGCUGUAUCCACGGUGCACCGGUCAUUCGCUGGACCAGGUCCGCGCAGAUCUACCUGUUUCACUCGGUACAUCCAGAGUCGCUCGCCACUGAAGCCGUGAAAGACGAGGAAAUAGCGGCGGAGUCGGCGACGAGCGAAGACGGCGAGCGGCGGCGGAGGCGGAGGCGGAGGCGGAGGCGGAGGCGGAGACUGUAGCAGGGAUGCUUGUUUCUUCCUCUCCAGCUUUGUGAUGCAUUGAACAGGAGUUGGAAAAUUCUCUUGUAAUGGCUGAGUGCUCGCUGGCUACAGUCAGAGGCCAGUAUCGAGCGAGAUGGAUCCAUUCCAACGGCAGGCUCUCCUCAAGAAAUGUAUCAGCCAGGAUGUCGAAGAGGAAUUACAUUCACAAGACUCAUAUGCCAUGUCAGUCCAAAUUUAAUUCUGCGAAAGAAUGGAAAAGCGGUGCAUUUACCUCGUUUGGUUCUCAUGGAAGGGAUCACAGGCUCAAGACUCAAGUUAAAUGUUAUUUCUUUCAGUCCUUAAUUGGUUCCGGGAGUAUGGUCUCACCCAACUUAAUGCUACUUUCCGAUGAAGUUCUUCUGGUAAUCAGCAUAGUUUUUGCAUAUUUGGCCGGAGUUGCACCCUCCCAACGUACAAUUACUCAAACCAGAAGUCCCAGUGCUAAUGAACGUCUUACAGCGCCAAACUGCUCUGAUUCUGUUUUAUUUUGCACUUGCUAGGAAUGCAAAAAAAUUGCUUAACAAGAAUACAGAAUUUCAUCCCAAUGAUACAUGGAAUGAAGUGAGAGCUAAACUUUCUUCAGCCUUAGAAGCAAAUUGUCAAGAUGGCAGUUUUGAUAGCAAAGAGGAUGUACUCAAGAAUGAUAGGAAAAACUACCCUUUGAGUAUGCUUGCAAUUCAUGGUGGUCCCAGGUUGCGGCUUCUUCUGAUGACAUUUCAACUUCUCGAAAUGGAGGCUAGAAAUAUCUCUGAAAGUUCUAAACUUUUAGAUGGGAUUGGUUGGUCGCAGAUGUCAAUUUUGUUGAUAGAUUGCCUGAUUCAACCAGCAUUUAUGAAAUGGAUUGAAGAAGAACAGACCUUGGAAAAUGGCAAGAUCGAUGAAAAGCUUAUGUUGGUGAUUAGUAGAAAAAUAAAGGAGGAUGAUGGGAUCUUAAAGAGAUUCAACAGAUUAGGGAAAGCUGAGCUCUACUUGGAUCUGCUCUUUUUCGUAAGAUUUGGUUCUGCCAGGUCUGACAGCUACUUUGAUGCCAAAUUUCUGGCUGAAAAUGGAGCAAGAAUUUUGGAGGACCUGGUGAUUUUCUUAGCUGAUGUGAUUGCUAGUAUUUAUCUAGAGAUUAUGUCAGUUGAUGGUGAUAUGCCUACCGAGGUUGUUGGCUCCAGCUUAGCUCUAUGUUCGCUCUCAACAAGAGAACUUCAGAAGCAGCGUAAUGAGGUGGCAAUAAAUGGUUGGUUGCACCAGUACUUCGAGUCAGUUGUGUCAAUGUACGAGGACAGGUUCGAGUUGUAUGUUUUACGCAGAAGAGCGCAUGAAAGCCCAGUAGAUAAUCAAGAUGAGAAAACUAAUUGGUGGAGGCCUGCAUUUCGAAAGACUUCUACUUCUACUCCACUGGAUUAUGUUUGCAUAAGCCCAUUUUCUCUUCCAGUGAGAAGGACGAAGGAGCUAAGAGCUUUGGCUGGAUGGAGGUAUUACUACAGCCUGGUCUUGGAGUUGUCGGAUAUCGCCAUGCCUUUUGCAAGGGCGGUUUUCAGUAGAGUGAGCGCUGGCGUGUCAUACUUCUGGGUGUCGAUGAUUGGAAGAUCCCUGGGCCUGAUUUUCUCAGGGAUAAGACAAUCGCUCGGCUGGAGAUGAAGUGGUGUUUCUCCAGCUUUUAUUCUGACUCCUCCAAUCACCAUUCAGCAUUAUUUCUGACUCUAAUAUCCAUUCAGCUUUAUUUCUCACUCUUGCAAUCCCUCUUCAGUUUUGUCAACUGUUAGGCUGUGCAUUCGUCCCCAAAAGAGAAUGAUUCUCGUGCUCCUUUGUAAUGUUUCAUUUCAGAUUAUGUAUAAGGAAGUUAUUAGUAUUAUUUAAUUUUUGCCAUCCUAA
Molecule: messenger RNA, 2093 nt
Organism: Brachypodium distachyon (stiff brome)
Lineage: Eukaryota; Viridiplantae; Streptophyta; Magnoliopsida; Poales; Poaceae
Exons: 9
Coding region: 675-1859 (394 amino acids)
Source: RefSeq, a predicted model, not a curated record